Molecule: messenger RNA, 1761 nt
Organism: Lycium ferocissimum
Lineage: Eukaryota; Viridiplantae; Streptophyta; Magnoliopsida; Solanales; Solanaceae
Product: hydroxyproline O-galactosyltransferase HPGT1
Exons: 13
Coding region: 271-1287 (338 amino acids)
Cellular component (GO): Golgi membrane
Molecular function (GO): hexosyltransferase activity
Source: RefSeq, a predicted model, not a curated record
UGUAGGUUCGAAUGGGACCCGCCUACACAAUUAGUGUAAUUAAUUAAUUCCCAAAUCGGAACAUAUAACUUCCUAAUGGCUCUGAAAUCCAUAUAGAUCCGAACUGAAAUCUUUCCUUACCCGCGACGCCAAGUGUAACCGCACUGACUCACUCACUGAGUCAAUGUACAUUAACCCAUUUGGACUCGGAAUUACUGUUUUGUUUGGAUCCACCAAAUUUAUAAACUAUAUAUUAAUAUUCGUGGUUUGAGAUUUAAGAAGAAAAAAAAAAUGCAAAGCCGGGGAUCCAAUGCCCGAACGGGGGUUCGAUCCCCAAUUUCAUCACUCAUGCUUGCCAUGUUCGCUACUAUGGCUUCCUUCUAUGUCGCUGGCCGUUUAUGGCAAGACGCACAAAACAGGGUUUACUUAACGAAAGAGCUCGAUAGAAUAACUGGUCAGGGACACUCUGCAAUAUCUGUUGCAGACACAUUAAAGAUCAUAGAGUGCAGGGAGCAAAGGAAGAAACUAUCUGCUCUAGAGAUGGAACUGGCAACUGCUAGACAGGAAGGAUUUGUCUCCAAACAAUCAUCAGAUAUGAAGAAAACUCCUGAAAAGGGUCCAUCAAUAGUAAUAGGAAUUUUCACAGGUUUUGGGCGCAAAAAUGAUAGAGAUGCUAUAAGGAAGGCAUGGAUGUCAACUGGUGCAGCUUUGAAAAGAAUGGAGGAAGAGAAGGGCAUUGUUGCACGUUUUGUCAUUGGCAGAAGUGCUAAUCGUGGAGACAGCUUGGACAGGAGCAUUGACAGUGAAAACAGUCAAACUACUGAUUUUUUAAUUCUUGAAAAUCAUGUUGAGGCACCUGAAGAACUCCCAAAGAAAACAAAGCUAUUCUUUGCAUAUGCAGCAGACAGCUGGACUGCUGACUUUUAUGCGAAAGUCAAUGACAAUGUCUUUGUAAACCUAGAUUCGUUGGGAAAUACACUUGCGUCAUAUUCAAGUGUCCCUCGUGUAUAUAUUGGGUGCAUGAAAUCAGGCGAAGUUUUCUCUGAACAGGGCCACAAAUGGUAUGAACCAGAUUGGUGGAAAUUUGGAGAUGGGAAAACGUACUUUCGUCAUGCUUCUACAGAGCUGUUUGUAAUAUCCCAACCAAUGGCUAGAUACAUUUCAAUAAAUAGAUCCCUACUCCGUACUUAUGCACAUGAUGAUGUCAGUGUGGGAUCCUGGUUUAUUGGUGCCGAUGUCAAACAUGUAGAUGACAGGAAGUUUUGCUGCUCGUCUUGGUCAUCAGGAGCCAUUUGUUCGGGAGUGUGAUUUAACUUGACUGAAAGGUCCAAGAGAUAUUCAGAGUGGCAUGCUUGUUGAUUCCCUUGCUUCGCAAUUGCUAGCAUUGUUUCAUGACGGUUAGGUUUUGGUAACGCAUCUCUGUCAGGGGUUCUUCUGAAGUUCAGUCCUUAAUCAAAAAACAUAUGUAGAUUGCGGAGCUGCCAGAAUUGUGAGGAUUCUUUUCUGACGUAAGUAACCCAUAAUACAUCUGAUGUAUGUGUGUCCAUUCUUUAGGAAGUCGGGGUAUUUAACCCCAACCCCUGGGCUUGUCAGGGUCAGACACUAAUUUUACCAUAUUAAGAUAUAUUCAUUGCUUAUUCUUUGAGUAGCGAAGGUGGAAUACUGGAUACUUGAAUACAUCGGUGAAUUUUAGGAUAAUGUACUUUCUAUAGUGACGAGUUUAUGUAGAUAAAAUUCUGUAAACGAAAAUGACCUUUUAUAUGUAUAUCUUUUUCACUAUUA